This is a messenger RNA of Hevea brasiliensis (rubber tree), 1699 nucleotides long. Its product is annotated as cytochrome P450 81Q32. Gene Ontology annotation, molecular function: oxidoreductase activity, acting on paired donors, with incorporation or reduction of molecular oxygen; monooxygenase activity; heme binding. Lineage: Eukaryota; Viridiplantae; Streptophyta; Magnoliopsida; Malpighiales; Euphorbiaceae. Bases 89 to 1591 code for a protein of 500 amino acids. The transcript has 2 exons. The record is from RefSeq and is a predicted model, not a curated record.
GCAAGCAUGUGCAAGCAUGUGCAGUGAAUGGCCUCCCUAAAAACUUAGUAUAAGGCUGCAUCAGAAGUUUGUACAAAUCAACUGAAGCAUGGAAGACGCCUUGCUGUAUUCUGCAUUAUCGGUUUUGUUUAUGCUUCUUGCUUUCAGGUUUUGGUUAGAAGCAAGAACACAGCAUAAAAAACUCCCACCAAGCCCUCCUAGUCUUCCAAUUUUAGGCAAUCUCCAUCUUCUCAAUCAACCCCUCCACCGAACCCUUCACAAUCUUUCACAAAGAUAUGGUCCAAUCAUCUCCCUUCGAUUUGGCUUUCGCCUCGUGAUCGUUGUGUCAUCUCCUUCAGCUGUUGAAGAAUGCUUCACCAAAAAUGAUAUUGUUUUCGCCAAUCGCCCUUUUUUAACCGUUGCAAAGUAUGUAGACUACAACCAUACUACCCUUGCAUCGGCCCCAUAUGGUGACCACUGGCGCAACCUUCGCCGGUUAAGCACUGUCGAAAUCUUAUCAUCCAAUCGCGUCAACAAAUUUUUAGGCAUUCGAAGGGAUGAAAUCAAGAAUCUUCUGAACAAACUCUAUCAAGUUUCUAGCAAAGAUUUUGGUAAGGUAGAGUUAAGGCCAAUGUUUUCAGAGCUAACUUUUAACACAAUCAUGCACAUGAUUACAGGGAAGCCGUAUUGUGAAACUAACGAGGCGAGGCAUUUCAGGGAGAUUAUAAGAGAGGUUUUCAAAUUUGCAGAGACUUCAUAUCCUGGAGAUUUCUUGCCUUUUUUACAGUGGAUUGAUUAUCAAGGUUCUUUGAAGAAAUUGAAGGUACUUAGUAAAAGAACUGAUGUGUUGUUGCAAGGUCUUAUUGAUGGGCAAAGAAAUGAUAAGGCUGGUAAUACAAUGAUCAGCCAUCUGCUUUCUUUGCAAGAAUCACAGCCAGAAUAUUAUACAGAUGAAAUUAUCAAGGGCCUUAUAAUGAACAUGAUAUUUGCUGGCACGGACACAACAGCAGUCACAUUAGAAUGGGCAAUGUCAAAUUUGCUCAAUCAUCCUCAAGUGCUAGAGAAGGCCAAAAGUGAGUUGGACUUUCAAAUUGGUCAAGAAACCCUGAUAGAUGAACCUGAUAUUUCCAAGUUACCCUUUCUUCAGAAUAUAAUAUUAGAGACUCUUCGGUUGUGCCCAGCAGCUCCAUUGCUUCUGCCACAUCUUUCAAACAAUGAGUGUAGCAUUGGAGGAUAUGUUGUGCCAAAAAAUACAAUGCUACUUGUCAAUGCAUGGGCUAUACACAGAGACCCUCAAAUGUGGGAUGAUGCUUUGAAAUUUAAGCCCGAGAGGUUUGAGAUUGGUCAAGCUGAGGGCUAUAGCUGCAAGUUCUUGCCCUUCGGACUUGGCAGGAGGGCCUGUCCAGGGAUGGGCCUUGCCAACAGGGUUUUAGGGUUUGCUUUGGGCUCUAUGAUUCAGUGUUUUGAGUGGAAGAAGGUGGGUGACAAGGAAAUUGACAUGACUGAAGGGACUGGACUCUCCAUGCCCAAGGCUGAGCCACUGGAGGCCAUGUGCAAAGCACGUGAUAUCAUCCACAAAAAACUCCCCCCUCUCCAUUAUAAUGCCGAAUAAGCUCUUAUGUACUCUUAACCUUGUGUGAUUAUACUCAAAUAUUGUCAUCACAAAUAAGAAGAAGCUUUAAAGAGUAAUGGAAAUAACAAUUUUUAUUUUGGUUUGAAA